UAUGUGUUCACUGCACCAAUCAGCUGUGAGGUUAUAUGGGACGCUCUGCCCAAACAGCACAAGCAGACAGCAGUUUGGAACACUUAAACCGCUGGCCGUGGAUAAUUUUGCAUUUGUUUUUAUUCGCGUUUUUGUUUUGUUCUGAGAGUAAGAAGCGUCGCGAAGGGUAACUAUAGACUCGGCUGAGAUCAUGUGACAGUUAACGCCAGCGGCUGUGUAAGCUUCUGUUAGCAAGGUGUCAAAUGUUAGCCGCGUUAGCCAAAGGAACCCGCCGGCAACUAGCCGUUGAAAGUUGUGUUAAAGACUCUUUGUGUUCGUAACUUAAUACCGCUGAGCCGCUGGACAUUUAGGAUAUAUCGUAUCACUUAACAAAGGCAGCAUACUGAUGUGUUUAACCUGAUAUCCGGCGCCAGUUGGGUUGUUGAAAUCGAAGCUAACACGGGAGACUUGCAUUAGCUUAGCUGUUACAUUAAAGACAACAGCCACCAAACUGGACAAAACUUUGGAUUUGGUCGGGUUUAAAUCGGGCUCGGCGGGUUCGCUGACCCCACAAAAGAAGAUGAAGAAGAGGAAAGAGCUCAACGCCCUCAUCGGACUUGGUGACAGCAAGAGAAAGAAGACAAAAAAGGGAACCGGACACCGCCUCCUCCGAACCGAACCGCCGGGCUCAGAGUCCGAGUCGAGCUCGGAUGAGGAUGAGUUCAACAGUCUGAACGGCGGAUCCAACUUUGGCAAAAGAAAUUACACACGGUGCUGUAACGUGUGCUACCCCUUGUUCCUCUUCAUCGUACUGGCUGCCUGUGUCAUGGCCUGUGCAGGACUUGUAUGGAUGCAGACUGCACUAAAAGAAGAUCUCGAUUCACUGAAAGAAAAGCUUCGUAGCAUGGAGUCCAGCCAGAAGGUAUCGUCCAGCGAAAUCCCGAAACUAAGUGAAGAUCUAAAAAACAGAGACAGGAAGCUUGAUGACAUUGAAAAUGGAGAGAGAGGAUUAAAUAAACUCUGGUCAAAUCUAACAGAAAUUAACAAAAAGAUUAGUUUGCUAGACUCGGCUGUCAACCAGUUGAAAACCAACUUGAAAUCGGCUGCUGAUCUGAUCAGCCUUCCCACAACGGUUGAAGAGCUUCAAAAGAGCGUUGCAACCAUUGGAAGCACACUAACAAGUGUCCAGCAUGAUGUGAACACAAUGCAGUCUGCGCUUGAAAACAAGGAGAAAGAAGAUGGUUCAGAACAGACCAUGGAGGUAACAGACCUGAAUAAAGCUGUGAGUGAAGUGAACAAGACAGAGGAGCAGCACCACUCCUGGACUGCGGAGCAGAUCCAGGUCCUCCUGUCUACGGUCGCAGAUCUUCGAAAGAGAGUUGAGACUUUGGAGAAUGGUCCUAAACUAGCCGACAAUGAAACUGCAGCACAGGAAAGAGACAAGGGUAAAAAUGUAGCAGCGCAGACGGGUAAAGAUGCCAGUAUGACCAAUGGGACUGCUGGAGAUGAGCAGGAGGAUGCGCCGCAGUUGCAGUUGAGGAGACGUCCACGCUUUUUAUCCACAAAUCGCUCCAAGAGACACAUUAAGAAAAGUUGCCCAAAGAGUGUCUCCCUGCCUGGUGUUCAUUUUCUAAAAGACCUGGAGGAGCUCUUCAGGCAGACCGGCAUUGGACACAGUUCACCUGGAAUCACUUACUCAGUCCUGAGAAACGUACUAGGGACCUCAUCUCCUGGGGCUCAUACCUUGGACUGCUUUGACAGUGAUGGGAACCAAAGGUACUCUCUGACGGAGCUGAGAGCUGCCGCAGGAUUGUGAACAUGUCAUCGACAGCAAUGAACAGUAUUGAAACCCAGUUGGGUCAGGGAGGUUCAGGGGUCCCGACUCUCCUCUUUACUUGCUGCACUUUUGUGAACUAAGUAUUUUAUCCAACUUGUUAUGGAGAAGUGGACUAAAAAUCCCGUCACUCACAUUCACUCCCCUCUCCUCCCUGUCAUAAUGUCUGCCACGAAACGUUACCCUACAUUUAAACGCUAUAAACUAUUCAACACUCUAUUCAGUUUUAACCACUUAAAAUUAGUUUCUUGAUUUCACACAAUUCUGAAAGUUUUUUAAUGAAAAUGUCUCAAAAUAUAUGUUUCUUAUUUGGAGGCUUUUAUGCAGAGGUACCAAACUUUUCACCCACAGGCCACAUCUGACCCACUUUUCCACUCUGUUUGUAUUACUAUUAUAAACUAAGAGUGCUCAAUUUUAGAAAGUGAAUCAUGUACAUAAAAAAAAAGAAACAAAGUUUUAAAAUUUUGCAAAAAAAGAAAAUGAAGAUUGGCCUACUAGUUUACAUGUACAUAAGAGAUUUUAUUCAUGCAGUUGCAGUAAAUCUUUAAAUAUGGGUAUAAAUCAUGGAUAUAAAAACUGAAUUCACCCAUGACAGUCAGUAAAACCCAGGAAAAGGGCUGCAUGUGCUCCACAAAAUCCAAUAGGGGUGUGUAUUGGCAAGAAUCUGUAUCGAUAUU
Cynoglossus semilaevis (tongue sole) is the source of this 2490-nucleotide messenger RNA. RefSeq names its product EF-hand calcium binding domain 14 (gene efcab14). The transcript has 10 exons. The record is from RefSeq and is a predicted model, not a curated record. The coding region runs from base 560 to 1795 and encodes 411 amino acids. NCBI's taxonomy places the organism in Eukaryota, Metazoa, Chordata, Actinopteri, Pleuronectiformes, Cynoglossidae.